This is a messenger RNA of Dreissena polymorpha, 3030 nucleotides long. RefSeq lists its product as uncharacterized. The coding region runs from base 43 to 1017 and encodes 324 amino acids. The record is from RefSeq and is a predicted model, not a curated record. NCBI's taxonomy places the organism in Eukaryota, Metazoa, Mollusca, Bivalvia, Myida, Dreissenidae. The transcript is spliced from 5 exons. Gene Ontology annotation, molecular function: protein binding.
AUAAAUGUGGCGUUUUUUUACGAUGUGAUAGUCGUUAGAAGGAUGAAUGUCGCCGUACCGGAUGUUCGAGAGUGCACCCGGCGAUUUGUCGCGUUCCGGUUAUGCUCCCCAGCUCUCUGCGUCGCUCUCAAUGACACAUGUCCCUGUUCACAAAGCAGCGACUACCGGUGCCCAAACUCUUUGUGCAUAUCACCGCACUUCCGUUGUGACGGGAACCCAGACUGUCCUGGGGGCGAGGACGAGGUCGCGUGUCCGAGCAUGGGUCACUUGGUGUCCGAACGACCAGAGGAGAAUUCGAUGGCUGUGAUCGUCACCCUGGCAACCAUAUGCGCUCUCUUCUGCAUCGUCAUCCUCGUCAUGGUUGCUAGGUUCGUCAUUAAAAAGCGGAAUGCGAACACCUCUACAGACUACAAGUCAGGAUGUGCGGAACAAUUCCGUCGGUCGUAUAUAACGGCUGAUACAAGUUCGUCAGACGAUAACGAUAAAUCUAGUCGAAGAAUUAUAAAGUAUUACCCAAUAGUCCCUAGCUCCAAAGAAGAUUGCGCUUGGGCACAUAUUAAGAAAGUCAGCUUAGAAAAGAUCGAAGUGGACACAGAACGUCACACAACCCGUGACGUCAUCGAUUGUGAAGACGGGACGACCGAUGUAAAAGACAUUAAUGUAGCAUUUGAUGAUUGCGUGGAAAUAAACGUACCUGGGGUAACGGAAAAAUCAACCAAAGCGGUAGGUGUUGGAAAAUACAUGUUUAAGCCGAGAUUAAAGUACACUAACUGCAACGAAAUCUUGUUCAAAGACAAAGACGAGAAAGAGAAACUGUACGUUAUUAAUAGUUAUAAACACUGUUCGGGAAAAAGUAUCGUUCCGUCGACCUUGACCUUCGAUAAGGACCCGGACAAUUUUACGGCAAAGUUUAACAAUGAGUUUUUGUGCUCAUCCACACCCCGGCAAGGCGCUAGACAGUUAAUGUUAUCAAAUAUCCUGAACACAUCAACAGACAGUAUCAAUAGUAAUGUUUGAUUAGUGUUGUUAGCAAAUUAGUAAUUUCAGCAAAAAGUAUAAUAAUGUGAAUUGUUUGUGGAUUUAUUUUCAGGGCACAGUUGUCAUGUGAGCAUAAAAAUCAUACAAUGAGAUUUAGAUACACUGACAGUUGUUGUUAUUUUUAUACAUGUAUUUAUAUAAAUGUUUCAUUUACAUUCUACAAAAAUGUCGAUAUAUCAAAUGUGCUUAAGUAAUUUAAAAGUGUAUUUGUAUUGCCAUGAUAUUGUACGAAUUAUCUAGUCAGAUAUCUAUUUAUACUCGAAAUAUCCAGCAUUGUGUAUUUAUAUAUAUGGUUUGUAAUGUGCAUGUAUAUGCGCUGCUAUUUUGAUUUGCAUAAUAUUCAGAUAUUAAAUAUUUAGUCUUACGCUUUUUGUAAUAAAUGAAAAAAGUGUAUUUUGUUUAUCUUUUUAAAGUUACAUUUGUUAUAUUUUAUGUCAGAAAAUCAACAUUCAAUUUUUUUUCUAAAAUCAAAUGACAGCAUAUCAAUAUUAUCAUACUGACUUUUUUUAUAUUAUUACAUUGUCGGCGGAUCAUUUGAUGGAAAAAAAGGUUCGCCAGCCAUCCGCCCGUUCGUAUUUCGGUCAGUUAGUUUAUUUGUGCGUACAUCGCAAAACUGAAACUUGCGGUAACAUUUUAGCCUUGUUCUGAGAAAACUGGGCUUAAUGCAUGUGCAUAAAGUGUCAUCCCAGAUUAGCCUGUACAGUCCGCACAGGCUUAUCAGGGACGACACUUUCCGCCUAAACUUGAUUUUCUGUAAGAAUGGACUUCCUUGAAACUUAAAAUAACAUAAAAGCGGAAAGUGUCGUCCCUGAUUAGCCUGUGCGGAAUGCACAGGCUUAUCUGGGACGACACUCUACUCACAUACAUUAAGCCCAGUUUUCUCAGAACAAGGCUCAAAUGAUUGUUAAAAAUAAGAAUUUACAAUAUACAGGCAGCACACACGGACUCCAACAUUCAGGUUGAUAUACGUUGCAUUUUAGAAAUUCAACGGAACAUAUAUUUGGUUAAAUUGUAAUUAGCAUACCAUUAUCUAUGUUAUCUGUAAAUGCAUCACUUAAAUGUAUGUUGAAAGAAAGAUUGAUAGAUAGUGACACUGGUAUGCCGAGGACCUCUGUGACGUCGCGUGCUCGUCAUGAAGCUAUUUAAAUCCACGCUCCUUAAUGUUCAUAUGAUAAUAAAUCAUCGCGCCGUCAGAAUUUCUAUUCUACAACAUGCUAUUUAUAGUAUUUGGUCAGUGGUGACCGACAAUAAAAUAAAUAACCAUGUGUAGUUAUAUUUAAUUCACAAGAUAUUUGCCAUAAUUUAUGUUAAUUGUAACCACAUGUAGUAAAUUUAAUAUUUUAAUGUUGAUGUUGAUUUUAUUCUUGUUGUUUUGUUUAUGUAUGUGAUGUUAAUGUACGUUUAAAUGACAACAAACCCCUAAACAUACUUUUGACAGAAAUAAAACUAAAUAUAAUAUAUAAUAAAUAAAAUUAAUUGACUGAGACGAGAGUAAGUAAUAAAAACUAAUUCAGGUGUUCAAAACAAAUAUAUUUCUCAAUGUAACAUACUUUUCAUAAGAUACUGUGUCGCCAAAAAAUAGUGAGUUAUAUAUAGCACUAUUAUGAAACAAAAUGCUUAUGAUGUUUGUUGAAAUAGCGUAGUGCAAGUUGCAACAUUUUGCGGUUUUACUUCAAAUAACAUGAAAGGCAAAUUUAAAGCAUACAUAUUUACUACCAAUUAAAGCAUAAAUGUUUACUGCAAAUCAAAGCAACAAUUUUGUUUGACUAUUGCAACGCUUCUUUAUUUUAAAGGUAAUACAAACAUUAAAUAUCGCCGUUUGAACAUUUAAUAACCGCUAUCGGGCUUACUUUUCUGACAUUUAUUGCGGAAAUGGUGAUGGUUUCAAUUUUAUUGACUACUAUUAUCGUUUAUUGUAUAUUAACUAUAUGUUUUACAAGAUAUCUGUUGCCGGUUUUAUAUUGAUGAUCGCACUUGUCAAAAGUUGUUUUA